This is a messenger RNA of Chanos chanos (milkfish), 4213 nucleotides long. It is a transcript of the gene gpsm1b, whose product is annotated as G protein signaling modulator 1b. Lineage: Eukaryota; Metazoa; Chordata; Actinopteri; Gonorynchiformes; Chanidae. The record is from RefSeq and is a predicted model, not a curated record. The coding region runs from base 106 to 2070 and encodes 654 amino acids. The transcript has 14 exons. Gene Ontology annotation, cellular component: cell cortex. Gene Ontology annotation, biological process: establishment of mitotic spindle orientation. Gene Ontology annotation, molecular function: GDP-dissociation inhibitor activity; G-protein alpha-subunit binding.
GAGAGAGAGAAAGAGAGCGAGAGGGCAAGCUAGCUGCUCAGACCCUCAGAGGAAGGGAAAGAAUCUAGCAGCUGGAUUUCUCUCACGGGCCACGGGACCUUGUUCAUGGCUCAGUCAGCAAACGGCAUGGAUCAAGACUUGGCCAGCAAGAGGCUCCACUCGAGAAUGGAGGCCUCUUGUUUAGAGCUGGCCUUGGAGGGCGAAAGGUUGUGUAAGUCUGGAGAUUUUAAAGGUGGGACAGCGUUCUUUGAGGCCGCCGUGAAGGUGGGCACAGAAGAUCUGAAAACUCUCAGUGCCAUCUACAGUCAGCUUGGCAACGCUUACUUCUACCUCAAGGAGUAUGGCAAAGCUCUGGAGUACCACCGCCAUGAUCUCACUCUCGCCAGGACAAUAGGGGACAGGAUUGGGGAGGGGAAGGCUAGUGGUAAUUUGGGAAACACUUUGAAAGUCCUUGGACGCUAUGACGAAGCUGCUGUGUGUUGUCAGAGACACUUGGACAUCUCACAAGAACAAGGGGACAAGGUGGGAGAAGCCAGGGCGCUGUACAACAUUGGGAAUGUGUUUCAUGCUAAGGGCAAGCAGCAGCUCUGGGGUUGUUCUCAGGAGCCCGGUGACCUUCCCCUUGACGUCAGAGACACUCUGCAGCGAGCUACUGCCUUCUACGAGAUGAACCUGUCUCUAGUUAAAGAAUUAGGAGACCGAGCUGCACAGGGAAGGGCAUUUGGUAACCUUGGAAACACCCAUUACCUCCUGGGCAAUUUUGUUGAGGCCAUCAAGUUCCACAGAGAGCGUCUCUCCAUUGCCAAAGAGUUUGGUGAUAAGGCAGCAGAGAGGAGAGCUUACAGUAACCUAGGCAACGCACUCAUAUUCCUGGGCCAGUUUAACACAGCCACAGAGUACUACAGAAAAACCCUGCAUCUGUCUCGCCAGCUGAAGGACCAGGUGAUGGAGGCUCAGGCGUGUUACAGUCUGGGAAACACUUACACGCUGUUACAGCAGUAUGAACGGGCCAUUGACUACCAUCUCAAACACCUGCUCAUAGCCCAGGAGCUGAAUGACAGGGUUGGCGAGGGACGCGCAUGCUGGAGUCUUGGGAAUGCCUACGUCUCCUUAGGAAACAAUCGCCAGGCCCUGCAUUACGCUCGGAAACAUCUCGAGAUCUCCAAAGAGAUCGGCGAUAGGAACGGGGAGCUGACGGCCAGGAUGAACGUGGAGCAGCUGAUGGAGGCCCUGGGGGUGAAGGAGGGAGAUCUCUCUCCUUGCAGCUCUGAGUUUGAGAUGCAGGGAGCCAGACCAAAAUUCACCAAGAGAAACAGCAUGGACAGUGUGGAGCUGUGGAAGAAUGGUGAUGGCCAUGACCUGGACAGUAUUUCAAGGAGGUCCAAGAGUCAGUUGUCUCAGUCCAGCAGCAGGAGGAGGGGCUACGCUGACAGCCAAUCAUCAGAUGAGAGACAAUGGAUGGAUUCUCCAGUGGACACAGAUGACAUCACAGUCCAAGUACCACCUCCGAAGUUAGGUCGUGACCCAUCUGAUGAGGACUGCUUCUUCGACCUCCUCAGCAAAAUCCAGAGCAGCCGCAUGGACGACCAGCGCUGCCACCUAGACGAGCCCGCCAACGGCGAAAACGGAAGGAGUGCGGAAGAAUCUCCGCUCAACGACAUGCUAGACCCAAGCCUGAUGGCGUCUCCUCAGACUGAGGAACUCUUUGACCUCAUUGCCAGCUCCCAAAGCCGGCGCCUUGAUGACCAGAGGGUCAGUGUUAGUAACCUGCCCGGUCUGAGAAUCACGCACAACAACCUGGGCCACCUGUGUGGGGACACGGAUCCUCAGGAACCAAGCGAUGACUUCUUCAACAUGCUCAUUAAGUGCCAGUCGUCUAGAAUCGAUGACCAGCGUUGCUCCCCUCCUGAGGGGGGUCACAGAGCCCCGACGGUGCCUGAUGAAGAUUUUUUCAGCUUGAUCCAGAGGGUCCAGGCCAAGCGCAUGGACGAACAACGCGUGCAGCUUCCCUCAGAUGAACAGGACGACCCUGAGGCAGAGGCUGAACGCCGCUCUAGAGACUCGAGCUAAACGCAGCAUUCUACUCUUUUUUUUUGUUUUGUACAUUAUAGAUUUACAGGAGGAAAAGGAACAAAUCUGACCAGUGUUGGAGGAGACGGAUCAUCUACAUAACAUUACAACUGUAUCUGACCGAUUGAUAACUCUAGAUUUCUAGAUGCCCACGUGGCAGUGGGACUGAGCUUGAGUCAUGCCAGUCUUAUCUCUGAUCAAGGGGCACAUUUUAGUACUAUUCUGGCCCCAUUUGCCGUGAAUGAUCAGUAAUCAUUGAUCAGAACUUACAGAUACUUGAUCAUGUACUGUGGACAUGAUUUGUUAUAUACUGCAACAGGGGAUAAAUUAACUCUGGUUCAAUGUUUUUUUUUCCUUUCUUUUUUUUAAUUUUGUUUUUCCCCUUGCCAAACAUCCAAAUAAAUGUAAACGGUACAUGUUUUUUUGUUUUAGUUUGGGAGUGCCAUAGCAGAACUUUCACUAAAUUCCUCCUGUCUUCUGCCUUAUUUUUUACAGACUCCGAUUGUAUCCUCUUCAAAACUUGAGUAUUUUCCAGUGUUCUGAAGGAGUGAUCCAUUUUGAAAGACUUUUUUUGUUUUUUCUUGGACAACAGUAUUAGUAAUCAGCUGUGUCAUUAGCAGUUGCAGUGUAGCCUUGUCAGCGCUACAACAUAGCUUUGACUUUUCGUUGUUAAAAACCUCACAGUGCAGUUUCACUCCGCUAACUAGAGGGCUGAUCUAUUCAUUUUUUUUCCCAGCAUUUGAUUGUUUAAAUUUUCGUGUGCAGUACGCUAUGUUUAUUUAUUGAUUUUUAUUUCUAAAGGAAAAGAUCUGUUUGGCCAUGAUGGCGAAACAAAAUAUUAAAGUUGUAAUGUUAACAGAGGAACAUUUAAAACGGUUUUAAAUCAAGCUUUGAACAGGAAUGAGAAAUUGUGUUUUUUUUUAAGCUAAAAAAUUGAUCUUUGUUUUAAAUGGAUCAUUGCUGCUUGAUCAGUAGUGCUUUUUGCCUCUAAAUGGGAGCUGCAGUCCAACAGUGACUAAAAAACAAACUUUUUUUUCCCUAUAGUAUUGACAAACUUUCUCGUGCCGAUCCUGUGCAGUUUUGUUUAUCAGAACUGCCGAUUGAGGUUGGGAUUUAGAUGAGUGUAAAUCUGUUUAAGAUGGAAAAAGUACCAAGAGCUGUCUGCCAAUUGCAAAGAGAAGAAUGAAGUUUUGCUGAUGCAAUGCCAUCUUGUGGUAGUGUGGGUUAAGGUUACUGAAAUUGUAAUCUACUGGUCAGAUUUCACAAGGGGGGCGGGAGGGGGAAUGAGAUUUGAAUAUUUCAAGCACUUUUUUUUAAAGGUUUGGCAUAGAAAAAAAAAGAAAAGAAAAGAAAAAAAGGCUAUACAUAAAAUAUGUAAUCUUAUCUGUUUCCUUUGAGUUGUUUUGUAAAGGUGAGUGUGUCCUGGGAUAAUAUUAGUGCCUGACGGCUGUGCUUGCCUCUUUGUGUUCUCUCUUCAUUAUCUUCCUGUUUUGCCUCUAGCAGCUUUCCCAUUGGUGGAAACAGACGUGCAGGAGCACUGUAUGGAAAUAACAAAAGCGAGAGGGAAAAGAGCAAAUGUAAUACCAGUCGAAAAGACAUUUACCUGUGGGAACAAGCGAUGAAGUCCAUGCUUCUGUGAUAAUUAAUGUGCUAUUUGACUGCCUCGCUGAGACGAUCCUUUUUAAGGAACUGUUUUUGGUUAGUAUUGAAUCCAUGAACACAUAACUGAGGUUGUUUUUUUGUUUUUUUUUGAGAGAGAGAGAGAGAAAGAGAGAGAGAGAGAGAGAGAGAGAGAGAGAGAGAGAAUGAAUAUGAAAUGUAGAGGAAUGAAGGUUUUGGGGGAUUAUAAUUGCCCUUUGGUAUUUAUAAUCCUAAAAGGUGUUAAACUGCAGGGGGGGAAAAAAGAAGAAAUUAUGCAGAUUGCAACAUCCUUAAACUCGCCUCGCAAACACUGAGGGAGAUUUGACAGAAUAAAUGGUCUCUGAAUUUCCUGCCUGUGAAUUUCCAACAAAUGGCUUACCAAGACUGAAAGAAGUUCCGUCCUUGACCUUUGAAAUCAGGAAAGAUGUAGUCCAGAAUCAUAAGGUACAAUUCUAAAUGUCACUGCCACAAUGUACAUAUGUUUUUAUAUUUAUUUGUUUGU